AUGGCGUACUUAGGAAACUUGCCUAUUUUUGACCAUAAGUCCUGCGAGUGGUCAAUAUUUAAAGCCAGACUGUCACAAUUUUUAAAAAUAAACAAAAUAGAAGAAGGAAACAAGAGUGGAAUACUGCUUACACAACUUAGCGAGGAGUCGUUUCGUUUAGUACGAAACUUGGCGUACCCGCAGAAGCUGGAGUUGUUGAGCUAUGCGAGCCUCGUACAAUUACUCGACAGCCAUUUCAAGCCGAAGCAAUGCUCGUUUGUGGACAAGGCGAAUUUUUAUGGAGCUAACAGAGGGUCAGGCGAAUCAUGGGGAGAAUGGGCGGCGCGACUAAGAGGACUCGCAAGCUAUUGCGAUUUCGGCACCGCUCUGGAAACGAACUUAAGGGAUCGUUUCGUUCUCGGCCUGGGCUCAGGUCCAGAACGCGACAAGUUGUUCGAGCAGAAUCCGUCUACACUUACGCUGACACGUGCUAUCGAGCUGGCUGAACAGGCAGCUUGCGCCAAACAGGCGAUGGGAAUGAUGUGCAACAGUGAAGCUAUCCCUGUUAAGGAGGAGCCGGUAUAUCGAGUGCGAGAUCAACGUCAACCCGGUCGGGUCAGUGGUGCUCGGCGGGCAGACGGCGGGUAUGCUGCCUCAUCGCGCUGCGCUGUUUGUGGGAUGCAAAAUCACCAAAACCUGCAGCCUACACUUUGCCCAAAUGUUGAAAAUAGUGUGGAUAGCGGCAGUGGGGAGGAACUAGUUCACAGCGAGGGCGCAGAGUGUAGUCGCGAAAACACAGGCGUGUCCGCGCCGCUAAGAGUGAGUGACAACACGGGAAGCAGCGAAUUAGGGAAAUUCCUU
This is a messenger RNA of Iphiclides podalirius (scarce swallowtail), 840 nucleotides long. Lineage: Eukaryota; Metazoa; Arthropoda; Insecta; Lepidoptera; Papilionidae. The record is from the annotation of a GenBank genome assembly.